CACCGAGCACGGACGUGUCGCAGCCUGUAACCUGUCAAUUGAGUACAAAUAAUUCCACAGUCAAUUCCUGCCUUCCAUUUAGUAUAGUAACUUAAUAUUUGUUAUGUAACAUGUUUUAAUGUUAUGUGUUAGUUCCGGGCGCCAUUGGCGUGUUACGUAACAGUUCCGUGAAUCAAUAGCGGCCUUAAAUAGUUAGGGUUGAACAGCUGGCUUACGGCCAGGCGAUGCAGCCCCCGAGAAUGCGUAAGCCGCGCCGGCAUCGAUGGCUGACGGUGUCUGUGUUCUUCAUAGCCUACUCCGUUUUCCAAGCUGUGUUGAGCCAUCCAUCAGAACCUGCGAACCCCGAGGCUGACACUGCUAGGGUCUCCCAAGCCCCAGAUAUAAAAACGACUAGUGACCUUAAAGCUGGACCAAUUGUCACUCCGAGUGCGGCAAGUAAGGAAGAAGUCACGAAACCAGAAGGCAAGAAAGCUAUGAAAGGACUGAUAGACGAAACAGAAGAAGGGGAGAAGAAAAAGCAAAAAGACGCCGGAUAUGAGGAGGACACGGGCACGGUGGUGAUAAGGAAGGAAGAAGAAAGGGAAGAGGAGACAGAUGCAGUACCAACCGUGCAUCCGCUGAGGAACUGCACGCCACCAGCCAUAGAACAGUUCCCCAGACCUCUUAUGGGUCAAACGGCUAGGAGACACGGAGGGCUGAUAAUCCACGUACUCGUGGCCGUGUUCACUUUCAUUGGACUGGCGAUUGUCUGCGACGAAUACUUCGUUUCCAGUUUGGACAGGAUUUGCGAAGAGCUGAAGCUGGCUCCGGACGUGGCCGGAGCGACCUUCAUGGCGGCCGGCAGCUCGGCUCCCGAGCUGGCUACUGUUGUCAUCGGCGUGUUCUGCGCUCAGGAUGACAUCGGCGUCUCCGGUGUGAUCGGUUCAGCUGUUUUCAACAUAAUGUUCGUGAUCUCUGUGUGUGCUCUCUGCGCUGGGACCGUAUCUCACCUGAACUGGUGGCCUCUGUGCCGCGACUGCUUCUUCUACGCCAUAUCCAUACUCGUGAUGCUCUGCACUAUUGCAAACGGCUUUGUGUCCUGGCCCGAGGCCCUGUUCAUGCUGAUCAUGUACGGCGUGUACUGUGUCGCUCUGCGUUUCAACACGGCCUUGGAGCGGUGGGCUCUGACGCUUCCGCUGCCUUUCAAACUGCCAUCCAGAGAGGAACAGGCGGCGUUGGUCACUUACAAGAGCGCCGGUGCGACGGGGGCUGGUGGGUCUGCGGAGGCCCCGGCGGGUGAGGGUUCCGUGGGACAGUACGCGGAGGUCGGAGGCACCAACGAACAACCGCAGACAGCGUACAACCCUGACGGUGCUUACGACAACGCCGCGUACAACGCUGAUCCCACACGCGGCUGGGACCCCAAUGCCGUUUGGGACCCUGACCGCGCCUGGGAUGAGACCUCCAUGCAACAACCACCAGUGACUCAGAACCAGUCCUGGGGAGACGUCGGCAACCAGAUGCAGUCACCGGAGGUUCAGUCACCACAGCAACAGACCAGCCAACAGCAACAGAAAACGCAACAGGCGCCCCCCCAACCCGCCUACUACAAGGCCAAGGAGUACAACCCCGAGACAGCUGUAGACCCUCUCGUCAAACCCAUCGGCGCCAACCGCCUCCAGCUCGCGUGUUGGUACGUGGCGUUCCCCGUCCACUGGUCGUGUCGCCACACCAUGCCUGACAGCCGCGGCCGCUGGUACCCGAUCACCUUCAUCAUCUCCAUGCUGUGGAUAUCCUUCUACUCUUAUUUCAUGGUCUGGAUGAUCACCAUCAUUGGUUACACCCUGGGUAUACCCGACACGGUCAUGGGUCUGACCUUCGUGGCGGCGGGCGUGUCCGUGCCUGACGCGUUAUCUUCUCUCGCCGUCAUCAAGGAAGGGUACGGGGACAUGGCCGUGUCCAACGCCGUGGGCUCCAACGUGUUCGACAUCCUCGUGUGCCUCGGCCUGCCGUGGUUCAUUCAGACGGCCAUCAUUCAGCCGGGGAGUCACGUCAAUGUCAUUAGCAAGGGUUUGAUCUAUUCGACCCUGUCCCUGUUCUCGACGGUGAUAUUCCUGGUCGUGGCGACUCACGCCAACGGCUGGAAGCUGGACCGUAAGUAUGGCGCCGUCCUGAUGGUUUGGUACCUGCUGUUCAUCACCCUGGCCAGCCUGUACGAGCUGAACGUGUUCGGGAACUACCACCCGCCAGACUGCGAGUCCAUCUAUUAAUAUGUAACCUUCUUGGUCGACGAUUUUAUAUUAUGUUAAAGGAGUUCCCAUUUUUUUAAUAUAGCAGACUUUUGAUUGAUGCAGAUUUUUUAUUUAGGUUAUAUGAUACAGCCGAUGUCGUUCUAGGUCUCAGGUCAAGUCUAAUUUAAUGGUUACUAAUAUUUGUUAUAUUUGUAAAAAAAAAAAAACAAAGGAUUCUCUUCUUAUAAUAUAUAUUAUUAUAUUUAAAUCUGUUCGAGUUGAAUGUUUACAACUGUUGCAUAAAUAUUAGAAAAUGAUCUCUUCGUGGCUGCGUGAAUGUGUAAAAAAAAUAUAUAAAAAAUAUUGAAAAAAUAUGUUUAAAAUACUCAAUAUUUUCUGGCCUUCGUAGAUAUAGUGAUCUAGCUAUCUCUGUUACAUAGAUAAAAAUAUUAUUUAUUGCUAGAAGUGCUAUCUUAUGAUUGAUCUAACAUCGAGUAGCGUCUUUAGGUAAGAGUAUGUCAAUGGCGUGUUGUAAUUUUUUUUAUUUUUGUAAAUAUUUUAAGGGAUAUAAUUUUAUUUUGUUAAACUUUUUACGUUUCGUGUAUUUUCACGCACAAUCGAAUAUAUUUUCAUUAAAUUUACCAGAACCCCAGAUUCUUUACGAUGUUGUUGUUGUUGUCGUUGUUUUUUUUAUUAUCUGUCACAUUCUAUAUGAAGUGAAUAUUCUAUCUGUCAUAUUCUAUCCGUGUAUCUUUCUUGACGUGUAUUGUGAUACUUGUAUGUAUUUUAGACGCAAAGCGUUAUAUAAACUGUUUAUAAAUUUUAAAAACAAUUCAUCGAACCAAACGAGUAUUAAUAUUGAGACAAAUAAUUGAUUAUUGUCAAAAUUGAUUUUAAAAUUUAUAUAGUUUAAAUUAUAUAGGGUUGCAUGUAAUCACAUAUAUCUCCUUAUAUAGAUAUAUUAUGAAUGUUUGUCUAGUUUUAGCGUGAAUUACGUACAUUUUUAUAGCCGUUUAAUAUUAUAUAGUUAUUCAUGUCUCUGCGAGUUAAAUUCACUGUUAUGUCUAUGUAGUCAAGAUUUGGAUUAGUGACUUAGACACUUCUAGGUUAGGACGUUCGAGAUUCGGUCUUUGGUUUUUCGGAAUUAAAAAAAAAAAAACAAAAUGGCUACCGUUUAAUGAUUUGUCGUCGAUCAGAAUCACAGUAGAAGCUUUUCAUUGAAGACUAAGCUCCCACAACACAUAGUAUAAUUAAAUAAUAAAUAUGAUACAUCGACGUAAACGAAUUAAUAUGGAAAUAAACUAUUGAACAAAAUUUACACUAUAGAUUAUCAUCCGGUUUUAGAGACGAUGUUUUUUUUGUACCUUCUUUAAGAAUCUGUUGUAAUAAUAUUGUCAUUUGUAUGCUUAGCACGAGUCUCCCUCGUCACACUACAUACUAUUGGUUGUCUCUCGUUCAGUAACCCACGUUAACAUUAAAUGUGUUAAGAAUUAUGAGUGAAAUACUUUAAACGCUCCGUAUGUAGUGCGAUGGAAACUCAUAGUAAGCAAGUGUAUGAUAAAUGUUUUUCCAUUUUCCCAGACUACCUCGUCAUAUCUUCCCUCUAUCAUUUAGUUGUAUAUUAUUUUAUUCGUUCUUGUAAUGAAUCACGGGUAACAUUGACACAGUUUUCUAUUAAAUUAUUAAUAAAGUAUUACAUGUAGUGACAAUAAUAGCUUUAUGUUAUGAGUGCGAAAAUAAAAUUAGCUUCAAUUAUUCUGUGAAAGAGAUACACAGAAUAAAAAUCGUUCGGAGUGAUUAUUUACGUCCCAUUGGAACUCUCCUCUGUUAUAUUUGAACGUUGAUGUCAAAGACGCCUCUGAAUAUAAAAAAUAAUAAUAAUAAUGAUAAUAAAACAAAUGAAAUAUAAACGAAAUUAAAAUCGACUUGUGAAAAUCCUAUUUUAUUUAAUCCCAUAGAAGAAUUUUUAAUAUUAAAUGUAUUUUAAAUGAAUGUGUUCGUAUUUGAUAAAACCCUGUUCCAUUAACGAGUAAGGACUGUGAACUGUGUGUGCAAUUAAUAAUGUCAAAUUAUUAUUAAUUAUUGAAAACGGUAGUUUAUUAAUGUUAGUGACGUUUCUAGAUCCGAGCUUGCUAUGGAUUUGAAAUAAUAUCCGGCUCUUGCUCAGCGCAGAUAUUGGAAUUGUAGAAAGACAAUGUUUUUUGUUUAAAUCCCAUUGAGUUUUUAUUUAAUAUAUUUGAAAACAAGAUGGCGUCUAUGGAAAUAAAGUUUUGUUGUUAGCUCGUCUCCUUUAAUUGUUUGUAAUGUAUGGAUUGGCUUAUAUAAUAUUGUGAUGUACUUUUCCUCCGUGUAACAACAGUUUCAUUAAUCAUCAUUAUAUUAGUGUUGCCAUAUAAGCUUGAUAAUAUUGUGGUUUGUGAAAAAACCUUAAGUAUAAUUAAUAAAUCUGUAUACCCUGUUA
Messenger RNA from Danaus plexippus (monarch butterfly), 4671 nucleotides. RefSeq names its product probable sodium/potassium/calcium exchanger CG1090. The transcript has 16 exons. Gene Ontology annotation, biological process: intracellular calcium ion homeostasis; calcium ion transmembrane transport. Bases 225 to 2249 code for a protein of 674 amino acids. Lineage: Eukaryota; Metazoa; Arthropoda; Insecta; Lepidoptera; Nymphalidae. The record is from RefSeq and is a predicted model, not a curated record. Gene Ontology annotation, cellular component: membrane. Gene Ontology annotation, molecular function: calcium channel activity; calcium, potassium:sodium antiporter activity.